CCUGGCCGAUCACAUGAUCAUAGGACAAACAUGAAAGCUGGGGUCUGCCAGCUAAACUCUGCGCUGCUUGUUGUUUUAGUUUUUAAAUUAUGUUUUUAUGGCUUGUCUAACGCAAGUGAGCUGCAGGUAUGUGAACUGUGCAACGGGACGGUCUUGAGCGACAGCGCAGUAGGACAGUUUUGCUCUUCGUCCGCAGGUCGGAUCGAGGGGCGCUGCUGUCUCAAAAAUGGAACCGCAGGCUACAACGAUAAAAUUAUUGGAUUGGACCUGUCCAACUGCUCUUUAGCUCUGGUUGGAAAUCUUCAGGAAGCAUCUACAGCAACAAUUAUAGACCUUUCAUUCAACCCAAUUGCCAACAUCAGUGAUUUCUCAUUUCAAGGAUUUAUAGCGUUAAAUUCUCUGAUCUUACCAGUAAAAGUACUUUGUCCUGGGGGUGCCACAGCUUGGAAGAAAAUUGUAGAGAAGAGAGGAAAUCGUUUUUGUGAAGGCCAGAACAGUAUGUGCAAUCAGACUGGACAAAUGGCCACAGACUGUCCUGAAAACUCCCAGUGUGCUCCCUUUGGUCCUGGUUUCUUCGAAUGCAGCUGUGCUGACAACUACCAUGGGUACAAGUGUCAGCGGGAGGGGGAGUUUCCAUUUCUUCAGGUAUUUGGGCCUCUUGGAGUAUCAACUGUGGUCAUAUCUUUUGUUCUAUGGGUUACACAGAGGCGCAAGGCCAAACCACUCUGAUUUUGAUAAUCUUUUACAAUGACUUCUGAUUUUAAAGUUGGCAUGUGAAGGGAUCGGGAACAAGUUUACACUUUAUAGAUUUUUAAAUGGAUUGUCUUUUAAAGCUAGCAUGCAAGAAAAGCAUUUUUCUCAACUGUAUAAAACCACUUUGGUUCUUUUAAAUUUGACAAAAAAUGAUAAAGGGAUAGAGUUUACAUAUUUCCUGCACUGAGAAAGUUACAUUCUGUUACAAAGCUACACUUUAUUGUAGUUGUUAUUAUUUUUAAGUAUUUGAGGUGUUUUAUUUCUGUUUUGGACUAAAUGUCCUGACAACAAUGUCUUUCUUUAUGCAACUAAUAAACAGUUUAAGACAUUGUAAA
This is a messenger RNA of Boleophthalmus pectinirostris (great blue-spotted mudskipper), 1088 nucleotides long. RefSeq names its product all-trans retinoic acid-induced differentiation factor (gene atraid). Lineage: Eukaryota; Metazoa; Chordata; Actinopteri; Gobiiformes; Gobiidae. Gene Ontology annotation, biological process: positive regulation of osteoblast differentiation. The transcript is spliced from 7 exons. The record is from RefSeq and is a predicted model, not a curated record. The coding region runs from base 31 to 729 and encodes 232 amino acids. Gene Ontology annotation, cellular component: intracellular membrane-bounded organelle.